This is a messenger RNA of Uncinocarpus reesii 1704, 393 nucleotides long. RefSeq lists its product as uncharacterized. The record is from RefSeq and is a predicted model, not a curated record. Bases 1 to 393 code for a protein of 130 amino acids. NCBI's taxonomy places the organism in Eukaryota, Fungi, Ascomycota, Eurotiomycetes, Onygenales, Onygenaceae. The transcript has 2 exons.
AUGCCACGACAGAAAGGCUUCAUCUGGCCUAAAGAUCCCCUGCCUGGAAAACCUCUAAAAUGGCCUUUUGGGCAACGCUUCAAGGACGUUUUACGGGGCAAAGGUCCGGAUAUAUUCGUCGGUAAUAUCGAUGGGCCAAACGCGAGCCCCAAAACACCGCGUUGGGCUCGAUGGCAAGACGUGUAUGGCGUUCCAGACGACGAUCCGACGCUCCCACCGCUCUUCAAAUGCUGCGACCGUGGAUUGCAAAGAUAUGAUUUCAGGACGAGAACAUAUAAAGUCCCUGAUGCCGCUACUUGGAGUUAUGUGCUAGGAUGGUACGGCUCCCAUGUGAGCGAACUCCCCACAUCUAAAGACGCUGCCUUCUGGGGAUUUCGUAUCACUGGUAGCUGA